AUGGAAGAGCAUCCACAUAAACAGAGGAAGGAAGUGAAGCCUUACAUCCUUCCUCUACCAUACCCUCAAAGGUUGCAAAGAGAACUCAAGGAUCAACAAUUCCCCAAGUUUUUGGAGGUUUUUAAGAAGCUGGAAAUCAAUAUCCUACUUGCUGAAGCAUUAGAGCAGAUGCCGUUAUAUGCGAAAUUCUUCAAGGAACUCAUUAACAAGAAGAGAAGCUGGAAUGAAAAGGAGACUGUGAUCUUGACACAAGAAAGCAGUGCAGUGAUUCAAAGAGGCCUCCCACAAAAACUCAAAGACCCAGGGAGCUUCAUUAUAUCAUGCACCAUAGGCAACGUGACACUAGAAAAGGCUCUAUAUGAUUUAGAUGCCAGCAUCAACUUGAUGCCUCUCUCACUGAUGAAAAAGCUUGUAAUAGAGGAAGUCAAACCAACAAGAAUGUCACUUCAAAUGGCAGACAGAUCACUCAAGUUACCUAAUGGAGUUAUAGAAAACUUAUUGGUGAAGACUGGAGAAUUCAUUUUCCCUGCUGAUUUUGUCAUCUUAGACAUGGAAGAAGAGGGACACAACUCAAUCAUCUUGGGGCAACCUUUCUUGGCCACAACAAGAGCUAUAAUUGAUGUAGAGAAAGGUGAAACGACCCUCAAGGUGCAUGAUGAAAAAAUGAUCAUCAAUGUUUUUAAGUCGAUGCAAUAUCCCCCUGAGAAGGAUAAGCAUAUGAGGGUGGAAAUGAUAGAAGAAUUGGAGAAAGAAUUACUUGAAGCCAACUGUCAGGAAGAACAAGAAGAGGAAACAGAAGAAAAACAAGAUAUCAUGGAAGAAAGAGUAGCUAAAAUCUCUUUUGAAAGCAAGACAGAGGAGGUGUAA
Messenger RNA from Arachis duranensis, 867 nucleotides. RefSeq lists its product as uncharacterized. NCBI's taxonomy places the organism in Eukaryota, Viridiplantae, Streptophyta, Magnoliopsida, Fabales, Fabaceae. The record is from RefSeq and is a predicted model, not a curated record. The coding region runs from base 1 to 867 and encodes 288 amino acids. The transcript has a single exon.